Labeo rohita (rohu) is the source of this 1138-nucleotide messenger RNA. RefSeq lists its product as uncharacterized. Lineage: Eukaryota; Metazoa; Chordata; Actinopteri; Cypriniformes; Cyprinidae. The record is from RefSeq and is a predicted model, not a curated record. The transcript is spliced from 2 exons. Bases 429 to 1049 code for a protein of 206 amino acids.
UUUCAUCCUCGUUUAAUUAAAUAUUUCGUCUCACUGUUCAUUAAGAUGAAACAAACAGUAUUCGGACACAUAGGAUCACUGCAAAUGAUCCUAUGUAUAAUAUAAUAACAGUGACCUUAGGGGGGUAUAAUAACAGUGACCUUAUUCACAACUUUGUCAGACACAUGUCAAGCAAACAGGACUGUGUCACAGAAAGUAGGACAGAUCGAUGUGUCAUGACCCUCAGUUUAGAACAGAACAAAGGACUCCUUUAAACAUUAGUCAGAUUUUCAGAGAGGAAUAAAAGAUCUUCCACCCUGUCUGAGGACGGGCAGUUCGCGGGACCCGACCCUCCCCAGGAUCAAACCUCAAGCCUGGAGGAGAGGAGCAGUGGGUCCAGCCCCUGGCAGACCACUAGUCUAGCCGAGUCCUGGGCAUCUGUUAGUGACAUGGAGCCACAGCUUGGAAGUCUAGAGACCAGUGAGAUGGUCCUAGUUCAAGAGGACCACACUGAGAACCACUUCUCCACCUCUGACAUCAUCCACCUAGAGGCGGAGCUUCACGAGAGGAUGGAGUCAGAUGAGGAUGAGGACCUUCAGAGCAGCAUGCUGAGCAUGAUCGGCAGCGUCAGGGAGCUGGAAGAGAUUGGAGCACUUCCUGCAGAAUCAGAUCUCAAGCCCCCCCAGACUGUGGAGCUCCUGAUGUGUGUGGAAGAGGAGCCAGUUGUGGAGGAAAUUGAGCCAGAAUUGGCUUCUGAGCCAGUUUUCUCUCACACCCCUCUUAUGUCUGAGCCUUUAGAUUUUACACUGGCUUCAGUUCCCAUACCUGAAAUCAUCUCACAGGUUUUAGAUCAUCUCCCACCCUCCGCAGUCUCACACUUAGAAGAACCUCACACCUCUGAAUCAGGCUCUAUUAAUGCACCAAGUGUGUCAGCGUCAUCUGUAGAAGAGGUUGUUCCAAAAGCAGACCCACUUUCAGCCCCACCCUUUGAACUUCCUGUGCUGCUGGUUGGUGGCGCUGCCCUGGUGGCGGUAGUGGGAAUAAUUACAUACACCUUGAUUAAAAAGUAGCAGGACUGUGUAUCUCUUUAUUAGUGUCAAAACUGUACACCAUUUCAACAAAUUGUAUUAUGUGACAUAAAAAAUACAGUGUUAUUCAA